CAACUACAAGUAGCUCGAAUUCUGUGAGGUCAUGACACUUCUUGAAUAAUUCAUUGUUAAAAAUUAUUAUCAUGUGAAUUGGUUCGAAUACGUCGAUUAAAUAUGUUCGGACUAGUAGAGUGUAAAGUUCUGUCCCAAAUAUCCUUGAGGAAUGAAAUGUUAUUGGCAGGAAUAUACACAGCUAUCAAUUUCAGUUGAUAUAACUAUGAAUUUUCUUUAAGAAAAACGAAGUAAUAUGGGAUACUUUCAAAAAGGAAGAAUAUUUUAACGCACACUAGAUCAAUUAAUUCUUUCAAUCGAAGAUUUUCUUCAGUCCUCCGCCAAAAUUAUGAAUGAUUCAAACUUCGAUUCACAAAAAGUGAAAAAUCACCUUCUUGGAUUUCCUGGUGGUGAGAUUACAAUAGAUUGGAACUAUGCUAAUGAAGGAAUUGCCAUAAUAUGGUUAAACCAUGUAGAAAAAAGAAACUCAAUCACUGGAAAGAUGAUGGUAGAUCUCUCGAACUGCAUUGACAAACUGGAGACUUGGACAGAAGGAAAAGCAGUGAUCAUAUGCGGCAAAGGUGUUAAUUUCUGCAGUGGAGGAGACCUGGAUUUCGUUAAAGAAAAUGCCAAUCCAACUAAAGCCUUUAAUAUGAGCUCUUGGAUGAUUUCGACCCUUAGUCGCUUAGGUGACUUGGAAAUGGUUACUGUGUGUGUUGCUCAUGGACCAACUUUAGGUGGGGGUGCAGAAAUAUCCACAUUCUGUGACUACAUGCUGGUUACUGAGAAUGUUAAAUUUGGAUUUAUACAGGGCUGUUUAAAUAUUAUAACAGCUUGGGGAGGAGGAACAAGAUUGAUACAAAAGCUUGGUGAACGUAGAGCUCUCACUCUCUUCUUAACAUCUAAAAUCUUGAGUGCUGAAGAAUGUGUCAGUUUUGGCCUGGCAGAAAAAGUCAUUUCUGCGCAAAACUUCCUAGAAGAUGCAUUGGACUGGUUGAAGGAAUAUGUUAAACACAACCAUCAGGUUAUAAGAUCCUUCAAAAGCCUUGUAAAUACUUCUAGAGGACUGGAUCACGAAACAUUAAAACGUGAAAGACAAUUAACUAGUGAACUUUGGGGCGCAACAGGACACAUAGCAAAAAUUAAUGAAUUUAGUAGGAAUAAAAAAUCAAAUUCGAGUAAAUGAAAUUUUAGUGUAAAUAGGGCAUAAUUUCCAAAACGAUUCAAUAGUUAGGAUAUGUAUCUACUUAUGGCGAACGUUUUUUGAAGAAUUUGUAACUGAUUAUUGUGAACUGUAUCAGCCUCUGCCUCAAUUGAGGUGGUUUCUGCUGAUGGCACUUCAUCGACUUACUACCUCUAGUUUAACCUUAGAGCUAAAACUAAUUGAAAAUAUAAAUAAAAUGCAUCCUUACCUC
Harmonia axyridis is the source of this 1394-nucleotide messenger RNA. RefSeq names its product ethylmalonyl-CoA decarboxylase-like. The coding region runs from base 329 to 1165 and encodes 278 amino acids. Gene Ontology annotation, biological process: fatty acid beta-oxidation. Gene Ontology annotation, cellular component: cytosol. The record is from RefSeq and is a predicted model, not a curated record. Gene Ontology annotation, molecular function: enoyl-CoA hydratase activity. The transcript has 4 exons. NCBI's taxonomy places the organism in Eukaryota, Metazoa, Arthropoda, Insecta, Coleoptera, Coccinellidae.